GCCGUCCGCGUCGCGCUCCCAGGGAAGCCUCCGCACGCCCUCCGCGGGCUGCUCGCGGUCUCCUCCCCGCCGCCGGCCGCCCGGGUGCCUCCCGGCUCGCUCCGCUCCCCGCGACCCAGAUUCCUGGCCCGCCCCCGCCCCGCCCGCGCCCGCCCGCAGCCAGUGCGGCAGCCGCGGCCACCCUGUGCAGCCGCCGCGCGGGGGACGGACGGACCGCGUCCAGCGCCGCCGCGAAGCGCGCAGCCCGAGCGCCUGCGGAGGGCGGGGAUGGAGACCCGGCCGCCGCGCGCCGGGACCUGCUGAGCUUCCUGCCGCCGCCGGGGUCCGGCUUACACUUACUCUGACAAAGGCAAGUUUGGAAGCAAUUACUUGGAGACAGUUUGGAUAACACCUAGAUAAUCAAAACGGGCACAAUGAAGCACUUCCUGAGGAUUUCUUCAAGCAAGAAUUAACUUUCAUUAGCAAACUCAUUGAAACUGUUCAAAAUAAGCCACUUUUCUCUUAUUAUUCCAAACGAAGACGUCAGUCACAAAUUUAAGAUGCUGGAGUAGUGUUGCACUACAGAAUGUUGUUCCAGGUGUGCCUGUAUUUUUACUGUAAAUUUUUGUGGCGCUGCCUAAAAUUUGUAAUGAGGAAGCUGACUGGAAGAUGUGAAUUGCAACGGAUCUGUUACAAUACCAAGCCUGGGGCUUCUAGAACCAUGAAAAUCGAAACAUCACUGAGGGAUUCAAAAAGUAAGCUGCUGCAGACUUCAGUGAGUGUUCACCCUGACGCCAUUGAGAAAACUAUAGAGGACAUCAUGGAACUGAAGAAAAUUAACCCCGACAUAAAUCCACAGUUGGGAAUCUCUCUUCAGGCUUGCCUUCUGCAAAUUGUUGGCUACAGAAACCUUAUCGCAGAUGUGGAAAAACUGCGCAGAGAACCCUAUGAUUCUGAUAACCCCCAACAUGAAGAAAUGCUUUUGAAGUUAUGGAAAUUCUUGAAGCCCAAUACUCCAUUGGAAUCUCGGAUUUCUAAGCAGUGGUGUGAAAUUGGUUUCCAAGGUGAUGAUCCUAAAACAGAUUUUCGAGGAAUGGGACUUCUAGGCCUAUACAAUUUGCAGUAUUUUGCAGAAAGGGACGCUGCAGCAGCUCAGCAGGUCCUCUCUGACUCUCUUCAUCCAAAAUGCAGGGAUAUCACUAAAGAGGAAAUAAGCAAAUUCAGCAAAGCAGAAUGGGAGAAGAAAAGGAUGGAUAAAGCAAUUGGGUACUCAUUUGCAAUUGUGGGCAUCAAUAUAACUGAUCUGGCAUAUAAUCUACUGGUGAGCGGAGCUCUAAAAACCCACUUCUACAACAUCGCCCCAGAAGCUCCAACACUGUCUCAUUUCCAGCAAACAUUCUGCUAUUUGAUGCAUGAGUUUCAUAAGUUUUGGAUUGAAGAGGACCCCAUGGACAUAAUGGAAUUCAAUCGUGUGCGGGAGAAAUUCCGCAAGAGGAUCAUAAGACAGCUGCAGAACCCAGACAUGGCGUUGUGCCCACACUUUGCUGCCUCAGAAGGUUUAAUCAACAUGUAGUCACCCACGCUGGUUUUAACGGAUACCCUAGAACACUGCCUCAUUGUCAUGUUAGAUCCCUGCUUAGGUCCCAGCUCACACUGAAUGCACAGUGAUUGUAUGCAUGCCUUUUGGUACAGUAUUUUCAUCUCUUGGUCAUAAUUACCAGAUCCCCAGAUACCACUAUUCCUGGAGUAUCUGUCAUCCAGUGACUGUUCAUAUUGUGGCAUUAUGCAGUGUUACAUUUGCCUUGACACCCAGGUAUGGAGAGAGUUUUCUAUUUUUUUAGAUUGUUUUCCUCCCCCUCGUAAUUCAGCAUUGAAGAACUGUAUUUCUCUAGCUGUAUUUUGUAUGUAAGAGAUUUAGCUGAAUCUUGUUCUGUGAAAGCCUUUUAAUUUAUUGAUAUGUUUCAUGACUACUGCUGCUAGCUCUUCAGGCCAGGUUCACGCUUGGAUCUCACUACACUAAAGUAUAUGACUUUCAAAUAAUACAGACAGACAGACACAUGAUAAGCCAAACCAUUCCUGCAAACACAGCCGCGCUUCGUGAAAAUGUAACGAGGCUUACAAGAAGCAGAUUUAGGUAGGUGCUGUUUUUGUUUGAAUAACCGCAGAAUUAUAUUGUAACUUCCCCCAGCUGCAACUGUGUCAUAGUCAUAUGGAUACAAAAUUAUUUUAUUCCCAUAAUUUUACUGGCUUGGAUGCCUAAAUAUGUUUAUGAUGCUUGGAGCCUCAGAAAAGAAGUAUGCAUACUUCAAAAGCUGCAAAAGGUUUUUCACUGCCUGCCUCUUGCUGAACUCAGAGUUACACCCUGGCACUGUUCUGAUGCAAGUAUCUUUGCUUGGGGAACUGAGUGCUGACUGGUUUGUUUUCAAUGUCAAGAGGUUAUAUCAAAAAACAAUUUGCAAGAAAAUGUGUUGCAAGAGAGGGACCUAAGCUGUGUCCUUCUGUAAUAUUUCUUGAAAAUAAUGACCUUGUCUUGUAUCAGUGAAAAAAGUAAAUUGCUUGAAAGGGAAAAAACAUCAAAUCAUUCCAAAACUGCUAAAAAUCAUUUUAAACCAUGAUUUAGUUUGGAAUUAUGAUUGUAGUCUGUUGAAUAGUAUUUACCAUGGCAUUUCAUACCCAUGGUAUUUUAUACCUUCUAUCAAUUUUAGUAUUAUUAGACAUUUGUGUAAUCACUUGCUUAUUUAAAUGAAGUCUGAGUACUGCCUAAGUGUCAGUUCUAUGAAAUAAAUUACAUGUCAUUCUACUGU
Messenger RNA from Odobenus rosmarus divergens (Pacific walrus), 2783 nucleotides. It is a transcript of the gene ELMOD1, whose product is annotated as ELMO/CED-12 domain containing 1. The record is from RefSeq and is a predicted model, not a curated record. Gene Ontology annotation, molecular function: GTPase activator activity. The transcript has 13 exons. Bases 566 to 1552 code for a protein of 328 amino acids. Lineage: Eukaryota; Metazoa; Chordata; Mammalia; Carnivora; Odobenidae.